GUUGCUUAGCCUGCUUGCUACUGUACAUGCCUAAGCGCCUCUCUGGGGCGGCGUAUGCCCGCCCAGCCCUUCUCAUACCAGCGCUGCUCCUACUUUUGAGAUUCUCACUCAUCCUCUCUCCGCUGAGUCCCUGGCUAAGGGAUGACCAUCAACUAGCAUCACCAUUGACGAGCUUCACGCGUUUAAAGGAAGGAAUCUGGUUUUUCCAGAAAGGUAUUGAUCCGUACCAUGGUGGUGUCUUCCGUCAUUCUCCGUUAACCCUCGCCCUCUUCACCCUCAUCCCACCAAUACCGUUGGUUUCCGCACUUUUAUGGACAGUAGCGGACGGAAUUGCUGCAUGGUGCCUGGCUGAGAUCUGGAGGGCACGGAUAGCACCUAGAGGGCACGAUGGAAGAGGGGUACUACUGGCAUCUCUAUAUCUUUCCAAGCCUUACAACUUCCUUCCGACCGUAGCCCUUUCUUCGUCUUCUCUCGACAAUGCUUUCUUGCUCCUUGCCCUUCGCUUCGCCGCACUGCAACAAGUUUCCCCCUCACUGAUCCUCCUCGCCGUGCUCUCCUUCUCAUCUCUGCCCUCCAUCUUGCUCCUCCCACCGCUGGUGAUGAUCUUGCUUGCCGGCCCGAAACCCACUGUGCCCCUUCCAAAGUAUAGCCCCAAGACCGCGCUGCGAAUUGUGGCCGAGUUCGCUUUGUAUAUGGUGGUGUUGACCGGGGCGAGCAGAUUCGUCGCUGGGAGUUGGGGUUGGGUGCUCCAAACAUGGGGUGCUACUGUCAUGUUACCCGAUCUUACUCCCAAUCCCGGUCUGUGGUGGUACUUUUUCACGGAGAUGUUCGAUCAAUACCGACCCUUCUUUCUUCUCACCUUUUCCUUACACCCUCUCAUCUAUGUUGCUCCAAUGUGUCUGAAGUUCCAACAUGAUCCCCUGUUUGCCUUCUUUCUUCUGCAAGGCAUCAUCUCGACAUUCAAGUCAUACCCGACUCUGUCCGAUGCUGGCCUCUACAUUUCCCUGCUCGGUAUAUUUCCGGAAAUCUAUUCCCACUUCCGCCAUCCGCUGGUCACGGCACUGCUGCAUCUUCACGCCGCCCUCCUCCUCCCCCUAUUCCACUAUCUAUGGCUUGACGCCGGUACCGGGAAUGCCAAUUUCUUCUAUGCCUCGACCCUCGUGUUCGGCUUGGCGAACGGGUCUACCAUCGUUGAAGCCCUCUGGGCAGGACUGCACAGCACGAUAGGCGAGAAGGAGGGGUGGGAGGUUGUACAGCUCUAG
This is a messenger RNA of Dacryopinax primogenitus, 1262 nucleotides long. Its product is annotated as PIG-U-domain-containing protein. The transcript is spliced from 8 exons. The coding region runs from base 27 to 1262 and encodes 411 amino acids. Gene Ontology annotation, cellular component: GPI-anchor transamidase complex; membrane. Gene Ontology annotation, biological process: attachment of GPI anchor to protein; protein localization to cell surface. The record is from RefSeq and is a predicted model, not a curated record. NCBI's taxonomy places the organism in Eukaryota, Fungi, Basidiomycota, Dacrymycetes, Dacrymycetales, Dacrymycetaceae.